This is a messenger RNA of Trichobilharzia szidati, 2809 nucleotides long. NCBI's taxonomy places the organism in Eukaryota, Metazoa, Platyhelminthes, Trematoda, Strigeidida, Schistosomatidae. The record is from the annotation of a GenBank genome assembly.
CAAGGUUUCGUACCAGCGGGGGAGAAUUAAAGCUAAACAUUGUUGGAUAUAUUUUUGUCUCACACAUGUAAUGGAAGCAAAGGCAAACGAUUUUCAUCGGGUUCAUCGAAAGUUACGUAGUGAUGACGACGACAAAUGGGAUUGCAGCGUAUGUACUUAUAUAAACCCUAAGGAGUCAUAUAAAUGCGAAAUUUGUCAUACUAGAAAGGGUACUUCCACGAGGAAACCGCGUCUAAACAAUCAAGUGGUUGAGCAACAGCAGUUAAUUGCUCAAACUAUCCUGAAGGAAAAGGAUGAUGAGCACAAAAAGAAAAGGGAAUCAAAGUGUAAACAAAGCGUAUCAAGCAAUUUUCGCCUUAAACACUUUGAUCGGUCUUCACCCUUACUAUUUGAGAUCUUUGCAAAUGGCUAUAGUGUUAUUAUCACUGAAUUUCAACCGAAGUCCUCCAAGUCGAAUAGUCGUAGUUUCUCAGAAAGUCCCGCACUUUCUAAUUCCUCAUCACAUCAUGGUUUUGGGGUUAAUCCUGGUAAUUUAGCUGAUGAUAUAUCGUCAACAGAUUCAUUGACCAAUGUGCCUAUUACUUCACGACCUCAUCACCUUUCGACUCUUUCAGAGUAUGAAUUUAAUGAUCCUAUGGAUAUCAAACCUCCUAAAAAUACUGACUGUCCAUUAAAAUCUAACUUCACUAUAACAAGAUCUGGUCCACCAUCAAGUGAAGAACCUUUACGUCCCUGUCGAUCUUACUCAUCUGCAUCAAGUUCCGUUGGAGGUAAUACAUUAAGUCGAGCAAGUUCACCUCAUAAUUCAAUUGGUCCUUGCCUAUCUGAUGUUAAAAAAGAGCAAGCUGCUCUUGAAGCUGAACAAGCGGCUCAUGAUGGCGAUGACGAAUGUGAAGAGGACGAGAAUAUUAUUAAAAUUAGCUUGUCUAACGAAUCAAAGCAAUGUUCACCGUCUGGUACACAACAUUCUAAACGUUCAGUAUUACGAAGUGUUUCUCUAAACUCAUCUUGUCCCCCUCAAAGUCGUCGAGGUCAUCGAGGAGGAAGAUUAAGAUGUACACCUUCUAUAUCUCCUUUAAAACGCAAAAAGCUAACUCGUGGUUCUAGUCGUAAUACCUCUGUAAACAUAUCUUCUCAUUCAUCUGGUAAUCAGUCCAAAGAAAAAGUAUCAAACGAAUGCAACACAUUAGUGCCAUCUAUAAUUUAUCGUUCUUUACGUAAUAAUAGCAAUAAUACUGAUAAGUGUGCUUUAACUAUUUCCGAUUCCAAAAAAUCCUCCUCAAAAAGAUUUAAAAAAUUAUCUCGUCAAUCUGAUAAAAAUUGUAAACCUCAAAAACGUCCACGUUUUGAUGGACUAUGUGGUAAACCACUUUUAGGAAAUGGUUCAAGGCAUGAAAAAUGUUCAAGUGACAAUAAUAAUAAUAAUAAUAAUAAUAAUAAUAAUAAUAAUAAUAAUAAUAAUAGUACAGAUAAUAAAAUCAUUUCAUCUAAUGAAGAGUGUGCUGCAUUAACGAGUAAACCACUUAUCUUCCCUGAUGAUGAUCAUUAUGCACCAACCAUACAUUCAUCACCAGAUCUUCAUAAAGAAUCUGUAUCCACUGUCGCUACAUCCCAGGCACGUCCACGUUUAUCAACAGAAUCUAAAAAUACAAGUGCAAUGACAGAUAGCAGUGGAGCUACUGCCUUGGAAAUGUCUAGUUAAUAAGUUUCACUUGUGUAUUAUUACUAUUAUUAUUGUUUUUCUAGUUCUAUUAAGUUACUUUUAAAUUUUCUUCCUUUUUUUAAUGUUAUUGCUUUGUUUCCCCUUUCUCUUGCCUACUUUGUUUCUAUCGGUCUUCAUUAUUAUAUUGUAUUAUAUCAGGUUGCAUAUUUGUUCCAGAACAGUAUAAAUUAAGUGGAAAUGAAUUGAGUAUGAAAAGUUUUCUAUGUAAAUGAGGUUGACUAUGUAGGUUUUAUGUAUGUAUAUUAUGGAAAGGAAGAAUAAACCUUGGUGCCUUUCGUGUACUACCAUGCAUAUAUAUAUAUAUAUAUAUAUAUACAUAGACACAUGGACAAUGGUUUUUUUUAGCAGUUUCCUCAUUUUUCUCUCUUGUACAUAUUGUUUCUUAUUUUCUUUAAACUGUGAAUAUAUACACAGAUAUGUAUUUAUUAGCUUAUUUCUACCACUAUUAAUAUGUAUUAAAAGGAAGGAAGAAAGGAAGGGAGAAAGGAAAGAGAGCAGACAAAAGAUCAAAACUUUGAUCUUCUAAUAUUGUUUCGUCCAAGUGUCACACGUAGAAACGAGUUGUGUUGUUAUCAAUAGAAUUUUAUGAUUUUCUCUUCUGACUUACCUAUACACUAAUAUAUAUAUGCUGAUAAGAUUACUUUAUUUUAUUCAUUCAUUCAUUCCAUGGGGUAUCUUAUUUGUUUAUAUAUAGGAUAAUAUGUUUCACUGUUGUAUAUUUGACAAUUACAAAUUGUUCAAUUACUUAUUGUUUUGUACUUAUUUAUUUAUUUAUUCAUAUUAUUUUUUCAAUGGUCUGAUUGAUUUCAAUGAUCUCUUUGCCUUUAGGCCUAUCUUUCGUCCUACCUAUUCUUUUUUAUCUCUUAAUGCUUUCUUCUCACUUAUUACCCAAUUGUUAUGUAUGUGCUGACUUACUGUUUCCGCUACGCAUAUGUAUAUGCGCUUCACCUGUGCGUGCGUGCAUGCAUGCAUACAUACAUACGUAUAUACUUAUGUUUGUAUAAAGUAUGCUUUCCUUUUAUACACAAGUGUAUAGUUCAAAUAAUUAUUGAAUUGUUUUACCUAAUAUAAAAUAGUGUCUAUUAA